This is a messenger RNA of Erigeron canadensis, 1684 nucleotides long. RefSeq names its product protein TRIGALACTOSYLDIACYLGLYCEROL 3, chloroplastic. The transcript has 10 exons. Gene Ontology annotation, molecular function: ATP hydrolysis activity; ATP binding. The coding region runs from base 233 to 1258 and encodes 341 amino acids. NCBI's taxonomy places the organism in Eukaryota, Viridiplantae, Streptophyta, Magnoliopsida, Asterales, Asteraceae. The record is from RefSeq and is a predicted model, not a curated record.
CUCUAAACCACCCCCAUUACCUCACCUCAUUUGCAUCACACUUUCUUUAGAUUUCCAACAAUCCUUCAACACACACACUGACACACACAAUAUUCAAACUUUCUAUAGUCUCUAUUCUAUAAUUCUUUUCUUUGAUUUGCAGUCACACCCCAUCAAUUUCUCAUGAUUUUUAACCCCCAAUUUCAAUUGGGCCAAAUUCAAUUCCCCUCCCAAUUUUCUGCAUAAUCAAAAAAUGAAUUCUUUGGUGGGUUCAUUUGUGUUUCCUCUAAAUUCAAGGAAUGUAUCUUAUUUUUCAUCUGGGUAUUCUAAAUCUACCAAAAAGAUUGUUACUUUAUUCAAUUCCAAGAAACCUGUUUGUUGUAGUGUUGCCCCUCACAAUUUAAAGCCUCCUGCUGGUGAUUUUUGUUCCUCUAAUUUCAAUGAUUCUUCUGUGAAUUUUUUUACUGAAGAUUUGGAGGAGACGGAUGUGCUUAUUGAGUGCAAAGAUGUUUACAAGUCAUUUGGGGAGAAACACAUCUUAAAAGGUGUAAAUUUUAAGAUUAAGUAUGGAGAAGCAGUUGGGAUUAUCGGGCCUUCUGGCACCGGAAAAUCCACCAUUUUAAAGAUCAUUGCCGGGCUUCUUACGCCAGAUAAGGGGGAAGUUUACAUUCGAGGACGAAGAAGACAUGGACUAAUAAGUGAUGAUAACAUGUCUGGCCUUCGAAUUGGCUUGGUAUUUCAAAGUGCAGCACUUUUUGAUUCUUUAACGGUUCGGGAAAAUGUUGGUUUUCUUUUGUAUGAGCAUUCAAGAAUGCCUGAGGAUAAAAUUAAAGAACUUGUUACCGAAACUUUGGCUGCAGUAGGAUUAAAGGAAGUUGAGGACCGCAUGCCAUCUGAGUUGUCUGGAGGGAUGAAAAAAAGAGUUGCUCUAGCACGAUCCAUAAUAUAUGAUACAACCAAAGAUGCAAUAGAACCUGAGGUGCUUUUGUAUGAUGAGCCAACUGCAGGACUUGAUCCAAUUGCAUCUACUGUAGUUGAAGAUCUGAUCCGGUCAGUUCAUUGCAAAGGUGAAGAUGCACUUGGGAAGCCUGGAAAGAUUGCAUCUUAUGUGGUUGUAACUCACCAACAUAGUACCAUUAGACGAGCCGUUGACAGGUUGGUGUUUUUACAUGAGGGAAAGGUUGUAUGGGAAGGAAUGACUCAUGAAUUUACUUCCUCUACAAAUCCAAUUGUUCAGCAGUUUGCCUCCGGGAACUUGGAUGGACCUAUUAGGUACUAAGCCUAAAUGCACAUGUUAUAGUAGUUAUAACUGCUUCCUGAUCUCUGGAAUUUUACAAAAUUCUGUUUGAAGAAACUCCACGGAUUCCUCAAAAGGUCAGAAACUGCCAAACUGGUGCCAAAGUAGAUAUCCAUUUGAGCCGGAAUAGAGCUUUUACACAUGUACCAGGAGUGACGACAUUCUUUUACCUAUCCAUAACUGGUUUGGGAUAAUAAACUUUUUUGUUGUUUAGUAUAGUUAGACUUAAUUGUUCCGAGUUUUUUUUUUCAUCUUAGUGUUAUAAUGCCCAUACUGUCUGUAAAUCUUGACCAAAGCCCAUGUCAUAUUGCGAGCUAUUAGCUGCUACAUUUUCUUUUUUGCAGAUGUAAUGUAAUAAUACCAAAAUAAGUCUCUAACCAUCUAAAUUUAAAUAUAAUAUUUUACUUA